Paramisgurnus dabryanus is the source of this 1284-nucleotide messenger RNA. RefSeq lists its product as uncharacterized. NCBI's taxonomy places the organism in Eukaryota, Metazoa, Chordata, Actinopteri, Cypriniformes, Cobitidae. The record is from RefSeq and is a predicted model, not a curated record.
AUAGUAAUCAGCAUGACUCAGUUGCUAGUAAAGAUAACACUGAAGGUUCUGACACGGAAACACUUGUAACAGGUUCUGUGUCUUUAAAUGUCAGGCUGUUGCCAUAAAAGUGUACAAAUUUCACUAUCGCACUUUAAACCCUCCCUUAGAUAAGAGUCACUGUGGAAUCACAGCAGUGUCUACAUUAGUCCUGUCAGCACCUGUUUAUUAAGGGUUGGAUCUGAAUUUCUCAAAGUUGCAUCUGACACAAAAAUGAAUGAAUACUUUCCAACUUUUCAGAUUUUCAUACCUGUCGCAGUCAGUUUUUUUGUGGUAAUCUGCUGCGUUGGCUUUUGUAAAACCUACCAACGGGCCCGUAAGAAGCAUCUUCAGCGGCUGGCGGCUCAAGCUCGGGAACAAACACCUGUCUAUGUCAUUCCCAUCUCUCUGUCCGAGGAUGAUCUGCACAGACCCCCGCUUUAUAGCACAGUCCAGUUUUAUGACCCACCUCCUGCUUACAAUGAGAUAAAACCUGAGGUCUUUCUGCAGGAACCCCCACCUACAUACAGCGAGACCUUCUCUUCUUCACUAUCAAAUUCAUAAAACAAAACACACUUGGACUGAUUAGAGAGAAUAUAUUGAGGAAACCUUGCAAGUUUCAUCAUUUUAAAAGUCACCCAUGCUGCUACUUACUCUGCAAAGUUUUAAAGUAUAAGAGAUGGACUAUUAGAAUAGAUAAUAAACAUGCCAUUCUGUUGGGAUUUUAAGUCCAUAUGGAUUUGAAAGGGAGUUUAUUUUGUAGAUUUGUAGACCAGUUGUUCUCAAACUGGGGGCCGGGGCCCAAAGGGGGGCCGCGAGAUGGUGCCAGGGAGGCCCCAGUUUUAUGACAUUUUAUAAAAUACUUUAAUUCAUCAUGAAUUCUGUGUAAUUAAACCUAAAAAAAAAUAAGGCUUCUAACCAACAGCACUACUUUGUAUAAUUUAAUAUGUUUUGUUUGAUAAAAAUGUUAAGUUUUAGAACUGGUUUUUGUCAUAAAUUUUCUUUGGGGGGGGGCGCAAAGAAAUGUGCCGUACACAAGGGGGGCCGCACACUUCAAAAGUUUGAGAACCAUUGUUGUAGACAGUUGUACAGUUUAAAAGUGUAUGUGUUGUUGUUUGUAAAUAUGCUGUACAUUGUUGGUAUACCUUUAAAAGUGAGUUGGUAUGUUUAUUUGUAAGAAACGUUAAAUGAUAAGUGGUUGACUGUAUGUGUCCAUCAGAUUUCUUUAUUUAAAAAAUGGGUCCACACAUUUUUAAAUAAAAUUUC